Closterium sp. NIES-65 is the source of this 17094-nucleotide messenger RNA. Lineage: Eukaryota; Viridiplantae; Streptophyta; Zygnematophyceae; Desmidiales; Closteriaceae. The record is from the annotation of a GenBank genome assembly.
AUGGACGUGGACGUGGACGUGGACGUGGACGUGGACGUGGACGUGGACGUGGACGUGGAGAUGGACGUGGACGUGGACGUGGACGUGGACGUGGACGUGGACGUGGACGUGGACAUGGACGUGGACGUGGACGUGGACGUGGACGUGGACGUGGAGAUGGACGUGGACGUGGACGUGGACGUGGACAUGGACGUGGACGUGAACAUGGACGUGGACAUGGACGUGGACGUGGAUGUGGUCGUGGACGUGGACGUGGACGUGGACGUAGACCUGGACGUGGACGUGGACGUGGACGUGGACGUGGUCGUGGACGUGGACGUGGACGUGGUCGUGGACGUGGACGUGGACGUGGUCGUGGACGUGGACGUGGACGUGGACGUGGUCGUGGACGUGGACGUGGACGUGGACGUGGUCGUGGACGUGGACGUGGACAUAGACGUGGAAGUGGAGGACGUGGACGUGGACAUGGACGUGACGUGGACGUGGACGUGGACGUGGACGUGGACAUGGACGUGGACGUGGACGUGGACGUGGACAUGGACGUGGACUGGACGUGGACGUGGACAUGGACGUGGACGUGACAUGGACGUGGACGUGGACGUGGACGUGGACGUGGUCGUGGACGUGGACGUGGACGUGGACCGGUCGUGGACGUGGACGUGGACGUGGACAUGGACGUGGACGUGGACGUGGACGUGGAAGUGGAUGUGGUCGUGGACAUGGACGUGGACGUGGACCGGUCGUGGACGUCGACGUGGACGUGGACAUGGACGUGGACGUGGACGUGGACGUGGAGGACUUGGACGUGGACGUGGACGUGGACGGGGACAUGGACGUGGACGUGGACGUGGACGUGGACGUGGACAUGGACGUGGAGGACGUGGACGUGGACAUGGACGUGGACGUGGACGUGGACGUGGACGUGGAAGUGGACGUGGACGUGGACGUGGACGUGGACAUGGACGUGGACGUGGACGUGGACGUGAACGUGGACGUGGACAUGGAGGUGGACGUGGACCGGUCGUGGACGUGGACGUGGACAUGGACGUGGACGUGGACGUGGACGUGGAGGACUUCGACGUGGACGUGGACGUGGACGGGGACAUGGACGUGGACGUGGACGUGGACGUGGACGUGGACGUGGACAUGGACAUAGACAUGGACGUGGACGUGGACAUGGACGUGGACGUGGACGUGGACAUGGACGUGGACGUGGACGUGGACGUGGACAUGGACGUGGACGUGCACUUGGACGUGGACGUGGACGUUGUCGUGGACGUGGACGUGGACGUGGACGUGGACGUGGACGUGGACGUGGAGAUGGACGUAGACAUGGACGUGGACGUGGACGUGGACGUGGACGUAGACCUGGACGUGGACAUGGACGUGGACGUGGACGUGGACCUUGUCGUGGACGUGGACGUGGACGUGGACGUGGACGUGGUCGUGGACGUGGACGUGGACGUGGACGUGGACAUGGUCGUGGUGGUGGACGUGGACGUGGACAUGGACGUGGACGUGGACGUGGACGUGGACGUGGACGUGGACGUGGACGUGGACAUGGACGUGGACGUGGACGUGGACGUGGACGUGGACGUGGACGUGGACGUGGACGUGGACGUGGACCUUGUCGUGGACGUGGACGUGGACGCGGACGGGGACGUGGACGCGGACGGGGACGCGGACGCGGACGCGGACGCGGACGUGGACGCGGACGGGGACGCGGACGCGGACGCGGACGCACGUCUGCGGACGGGGACGCGGACGCGGACGCACGUCUGCGGACGGGGACGCGGACGUGGACGCCGACGCGGACGUGGACGUGGACGUGGACGUGGACGUGGACGUGGACAUGGACGUGGACGUGGACGUGGACGUGGACAUGGUCGUGGUGGUGGACGUGGACGUGGACAUGGACGUGGACGUGGACGUGGACGUGGACGUGGACGUGGACGUGGACGUGGACGUGGACGUGGACGUGGACAUGGACGUGGACGUGGACGUGGACGUGGACGUGGACGUGGACGUGGACGUGGACGUGGACGUGGACGUAGACGUGGACGUGGACGUGGACGUGGACGUGGACGUGGACGUGGACGGGACGUGGACGUGGACGGGACGUGGACGUGGACGUGGACAUGGACGUGGACGUGGACGUGGACGUGGACUGGACGUGGACGUGGACAUGGACGUGGACGUGGACGUGGACGUGGACGUGGUCAUCGACGUGGACGUGGACGUGGACGUGGACGUGGACGUGGACGGUGGACGUGGACGUGGACAUGGACGUGGACGUGGACGUGGACGUGGACGUGGACAGGACGUGGACGUGGACGUGGACGUGGACAUGGACGUAGACGUGGACGUGGACGUGGACGUGGACGUGGACGUGGACGUGGACGUGGACGUGGACGUGGACGUGGACGACGUGGACGUGGACAUGGACGUGGACGUGGACGUGGACGUGGACGUGGACGUGGACCUGGACGUGGACGUGGACGUGGACGUGGACGUGGACGUGGACAUGGACGUGGACGUGGACGUGGACGUGGACAUGGACGUGGACGUGGACGUGGACGUGGACCUGGACGUGGACGUGGACGUGGACGUGGACGUGGACGUGGACGUGGACGUGGACCUGGACAUGGACCUGGACGUGGACCUGGACGUGGACGUGGACGUGGACGUGGACGUGGACGUGGAACUGGACGUGGACGUGAACUGGACGUGGACGUGGACGUGGACAUGGACGUGGACGUGGACGUGGACGUGGACGUGGACGUGGACGUGGACGUUGUCGUGGACGUGGACGUGGACGUGGACGUGGACAUUGUCGUGGACGUUGACGUGGACGUGGACCUUGUCGUGGACGUGGACGUGGACGUGGACGUGGACGUGGACGCGGACGUGGACGCGGACGGGGACGCGGACGCGGACGCCGACGCGGACGUGGACGUGGACGUGGACGUGGACGUGGACGUGGACGUGGACGUGGACGUGGACCUGGACGUGGACCUGGACGUGGACCUGGACGUGGACGUGGACGUGGACGUGAACGUGGACAUGGACGUGGACGUGGACAUGGACCUAGACGUGGACGUGGACGUGGACGUGGCCGUGGACGUGGACGGGACGUGGACGUGGACGUGGACGGGACGUGGACGUGGACGUGAACGUGGACGUGGACGUGGACGCGUGGACGUAGACGUGGACGUGGACAUGGACGUGGACGUGGACCUGGACGUGGACGUGGACGUGGACGUGGACGUGGAGAUGGACGUGGACGUGGACGUGGACGUGGACGUGGACGUGGACGUGGACAUGGACGUGGACGUGGACGUGGACAUGGACGUGGACGUGGACGUGCACGUGGACGUGGACGUGGACGUGGACGUGGACGUGGAGAUGGACGUGGACAUGGACGUCGACGUGGACAUGGACGUGGACGUGAACAUGGACGUGGACAUGGACGUGGACGUGGACGUGGUCGUGGACGUGGGCGUGGACGUGGACGUAGACCUGGACGUGGACGUGGACGUGGACGUGGACGUGGACGUGGACGUGGUCGUGGACGUGGACGUGGACGUGGUCGUGGACGUGGACGUGGACGUGGACGUGGACGUGGACGUGGUCGUGGACGUGGACGUGGACGUGGACGUGGUCGUGGACGUGGACGUGGACAUAGACGUGGAAGUGGAGGACGUGGACGUGGACGUGGACGUGGACGUGGACGUGGACGUGGACGUGGACGUGGACGUGGACCGGUCGUGGACGUGGACGUGGACGUGGACAUGGACGUGGACGUGGACGUGGACGUGGACGUGGAAGUGGAUGUGGUCGUGGACAUGGACGUGGACGUGGACCGGUCGUGGACGUCGACGUGGACGUGGACAUGGACGUGGACGUGGACGUGGACGUGGAGGACUUGGACGUGGACGUGGACGUGGACGGGGACAUGGACGUGGACGUGGACGUGGACGUGGACGUGGACAUGGACGUGGAGGAGGUGGACGUGGACAUGGACGUGGACGUGGACGUGGACGUGGACGUGGACGUGGAAGUGGACGUGGUCGUGGACAUGGACGUGGACGUGGACCGGUCGUGGACGUGGACGUGGACGUGGACAUGGACGUGGACGUGGACGUGGACGUGGAGGACUUGGACGUGGACGUGGACGUGGACGGGGACAUGGACGUGGACGUGGACGUGGACGUGGACAUGGACCUGGACGUGGACGUGGACGUGGACGUGGACGUGGACGUGGACGUGGACAUGGACAUAGACAUGGACGUGGACAUGGACAUGGAGAUGGACGUGGACAUGGACAUGGACAUGGACGUGGACGUGGACGUGGACAUGGACGUGGACAUGGACGUGCACUUGGACGUGGACGUGGACAUUGUCGUGGACGUGGACGUGGACAUUGUCGUGGACGUGGACGUGGACGUGGACGUGGACGUGGACGUAGACGUGGCCGUGGACGUGGACGUGGACAUGGAGAUGGACGUGGACGUGGACGUGGACGUGGACAUGGACGUGGACGUGGACAUGGACAUAGACGUGGACGUGGACAUGGACAUGGAGAUGGACGUGGACGUGGACGUGGACAUGGACGUGGACGUGGACGUGGACGUGGACAUGGACGUGGACAUGGACGUGCACUUGGACGUGGACGUGGACAUUGUCGUGGACGUGGACGUGGACAUUGUCGUGGACGUGGACGUGGACGUGGACGUAGACGUGGACGUGGACGUGGCCGUGGACGUGGACGUGGACGUUGACGUGGACGUGGACGUGGACGUGGACGUGGACGUGGACGUGGACAUGGACGUGGACAUGGACGUGGACGUGGACGUGGACGUGGACGUGGAGAUGGACGUAGACAUGGACGUGGACGUGGACGUGGACGUGGACGUAGACCUGGACGUGGACAUGGACGUGGACGUGGACGUGGACGUGGACCUUGUCGUGGACGUGGACGUGGACGUGGACGUGGACGUCGUCGUGGACGUGGACGUGGACGUGGACGUGGACGUGGACGUGGACAUGGACGUGGACGUGGACGUGGACGUGGACCUGGACCUGGACGUGGACCUGGAAGUGGACGUGCACUUGGACGUGGACGUGGACAUUGUCGUGGACGUGAACAUGGACAUUGUCGUGGACAUUGUCGUGGACGUGGACGUGGACAUGGACGUGGACGUGGACGUGGACGUGGACGUGGAAGUGGACGUGGAAGUGGACGUGUACGUGGACGUGGACGUGGACGUGGACGUGGACAUGGACGUGGACGUGGACGUGGACGUGGACGUGGACCUUGUCGUGGACGUGGACGUGGACGUGAACGUGGACGUGGACGCGGACGCGGACGCGGACGGGGACGUGGACGCGGACGCGGACGCGGACGUGGACGCGGACGGGGACGCGGACGCGGACGCGGACGCACGUCUGCGGACGGGGACGCGGACGCGGACGCACGUCUGCGGACGUGGACGCCGACGUGGACGUGGACGCGGACGUGGACGGGGACGUGGACGUGGACGUGGACGUGGACGUGGACGUGGACGUGGAUGUGGACGUGGACAUGGUCGUGGUGGUGGACGUGGACGUGGACAUGGACGUGGACGUGGACGUGGACGUGGACGUGGACGUGGACGUGGACGUCGACGUCGACGUGGACGUGGACAUGGACGUGGACGUGGACGUGGACGUGGACGUGGACCUGGACGUGGACGUGGACGUGGACGUGACGUGGACGUGGACGGGACGUGGACGUGGACGUGGACAUGGACGUGGACGUGGACGUGGACGUGGACUGGACGUGGACGUGGACGUGGACGUGGACGUGGACGUGGACGUGGACGUGGACAGGACGUGGACGUGGACGUGGACGUGGACAGGACGUGGACGUGGACGUGGACGUGGACAGGGGACGUGGACGUGGACGUGGACGUGGACGUGGACGUGGACGUGAACGUGGACGUGGACGUGGACGUGGACGUGAACGUGGACGUGGACGUGGACGUGGACCUGGACGUGGACGUGGACGUGGACGUGGACGUGGACGUGGACGUGGACGUGGACGUGGACGUGGACGUGGACAUGGACGUGGACGUGGACCUGGACGUGGACCUGGACGUGGACGUGGACGUGGACGUGGACGUGGACGUGGACGUGGACGUGGACGUGGAACUGGACGUGGACGUGGACGUGGAACUAGACGUGGACGUGGACGUGGACGUGGACGUGGACGUGGACGUUGUCGUGGACGUGGACGUGGACGUGGACGUGGACGUGGACGUGGACGUGGACGUGGACAUUGUCGUGGACGUGGACGUGGACGUGGACGUGGACGUGGUCAUGGACAUGGACGUGGACGUGGACGUGUACGUGGACGUGCACGUGGACGUGGACGUGCACAUGGACGUGAACGUGGACGUGGACAUGGACGUGGACGUGGACGUGGCCAUGGACGUGGACGUGGACGUGGCCGUGGACGUGGACGUGGACGUGGACGUGGACCUGGACGUGGACAUGGACGUGGACGUGGACGUGGACGUGGACGUGGACAUUGUCGUGGACGUGGACGUGGACGUGGACGUGGACGUGGCCGUGGACAUUGUCGUGGACGUGGACGUGGCCAUGGACGUGGACGUGGACGUGGACGUGGCCGUGGACGUGGACAUGGACGUGGACGUGCACAUGGACGUGGACGUGGACGUGGACGUGGACGUGGACAUUGUCGUGGACGUGGACGUGGACGUGGCCAUGGACGUGGCCAUGGACGUGGACGUGGACGUGGACGUGGACGUGGUCCUGGACGUGGACGUGGACGUGGACGUGGACGUGCACAUGGACGUGGACGUGGACGUGGACGUGGACGUGGCCAUGCACGUGGCCAUGGACGUGGCCAUGGACGUGGACGUUGACGUGGACGUGGCCGUGGACGUGGCUGUGGACGUGGACGUGGACGUGGACGUGGACGUGGACGUGGACGUGGACGUGGACGUGGACGUGGCCGUGGACGUGGACGUGGACGUGGACGUGGACGUGGACGUGGCCGUGGACGUGGCCGUGGACGUGGCCGUGGACGUGGACGUGGACGUGGCCGUGGACGUGGCCAUGGACGUGGACGUGGACGUGGACGUGGCCGUGGACGUGGCCGUGGCCGUGGACGUGGCCGUGGACGUGGCCGUGGACGUGGACCUGGACGUGGACGUGGACGUGGACGUGGACGUGGACAUUGUCGUGGACGUGGACGUGGACGUGGACGUGGACAUUGUCGUGGACGUGGACGUGGUUAUGGACGUGGACGUGGACAUGGACGUGGACGUCCACAUGGAUGUGGACGUAGACGUGGACGUGGACGUGGACCUGGACGUGGACGUGGACGUGCACAUGGACGUGGACGUGGACGUGGAGGACUUGGACGUGGACGUGGACGUUGACGUGGACGUGGACGUGGACGUGGACGUCGACGUGGACGUGGACAUGGACGUGGACGUGGACGUGGACGUGGACGUGGACGACGUGGACGUGGACGUGGACAUGGACGUGGACGUGGACGUCGUGGACGUGGACGCGGACAUGGACGUGGACACGGACGUGGACGUGGACGUGGACGUGGACGUGGUCGUGGACGUCGUGGACGUGGACGCGGACAUGGACGUGGACACGGACGUGGACGUGGACGUGGACGUGGACGUGGUCGUGGACGACGUGGACGUGGACGUGGACGUGGUCGUGGACGACGUGGACGUGGACGUGGACGGGGACGUGGACGUAGACGUGGACGCGGACGUGGACGCGGACGUGGACGUCGACGUGGACGUGGACGCGGACGUGGACGUGGACGUGGACGUGGACGUGGACGUGGACGUGGACGUGGACGUGGACGUGGACGUGGACGUGGACGUGGACGUGGACAUGGACAUGGACAUAGACAUGGACGUGGACGUGGACGUGGACAUGGACGUGGACAUGGACGUGGACAUGGACGUGGACAUGGACGUGGACGUGGACAUGGGCGUGGACAUAGACAGGGACGUGGACGUGGACGUGGACGUGGACGUGGACGUGGUCGUGGACGUGGAGGUGGACGUGGACGUGGACGUGGAGGUGGACGUGGACGUGGACGUGGACGUGGACGUGGACGUGGACGUGGACGUGGAGGUGGACGUGGACGUGGACGUGGAGGUGGACGUGGACGUGGACGUGGACGUGGAGGUAGACGUGGACGUGGACGUGGACGUGGACGUGGACGUGGACGUGGACGUGGACAUGGACGUGGACAUGGACGUGGACGUGGAGGUAGACGUGGACAUGGACGUGGACGUGGACAUGGACGUGGACGUGGAGGUAGACGUGGAGGUAGACGUGGACAUGGACGUGGACGUGGACGUGGACGUGGACAUGGACGUGCACAUGGACGUGGACAUGGACGUGGACAUGGACGUGGACGUGGACGUGGACGUGAACGUGGACAUGGACGUGAACGUGGACGUGGACAUGGACGUGGACGUGGACAUGGACGUGGACAUGGACGUGGACGUGGACGAAGACGUGGACGUGGACGUGGACGUGGAAGUGGACGUGGACGUGAACGUGGACGUGAACGUGGACAUGGACGUAGACGUGGACGUGGAGGACUUUGACGUGGACAUGGACGUGGACGUGGACGUGGACGUGGACGUGGACGUGGACGUGGACAUGGACGUGGACAUGGACGUGGACGUGGAGGUAGACGUGGACAUGGACGUGGACGUGGACAUGGACGUGGACGUGGAGGUAGACGUGGAGGUAGACGUGGACAUGGACGUGGACGUGGACGUGGACGUGGACAUGGACGUGCACAUGGACGUGGACAUGGACGUGGACAUGGACGUGGACGUGGACGUGGACGUGAACGUGGACAUGGACGUGAACGUGGACGUGGACAUGGACGUGGACGUGGACAUGGACGUGGACAUGGACGUGGACGUGGACGAAGACGUGGACGUGGACGUGGACGUGGAAGUGGACGUGGACGUGAACGUGGACGUGAACGUGGACAUGGACGUAGACGUGGACGUGGAGGACUUUGACGUGGACAUGGACGUGGACGUGGACGUGGACGUGGACGUGGACGUGGACAUGGACGUGGACAUGGACGUGGACGUGGACGUGGACGUGGACGUGGUCAUGGACGUGGACGUGGACGUGGACGUGGACGGGGACGUGGACGUGGACGUGGACACGGACGUGGACGUGAACGUGGAGGACUUGGACGUGGAGGACUUGGACGUGGACGUGGACGUGGACGUGGACGUGGACGUGGACGUGGACGUGGACAUGGACGUGGACAUGGACGUGGACGUGGACGUGGACGUGGACGUGGUCAUGGACGUGGACGUGGACGUGGACGUGGACGGGGACGUGGACGUGGAUGUGGACACGGACGUGGACGUGAACGUGGAGGACUUGGACGUGGAGGACUUGGACGUGGACGUGGACGUGGACGUGGACGUGGACGUGGACGUGGUCGUGGACGUGGAUGUGGACAUGGACGUGGUCGUGGUCGACGUGGACGUGGAGGACGUGGACGUGGACGUGGAGGACGUGGACGUGGACGUGGUCGUGGACGUGGACGUUGACGUGGACGUGGACGUGGAGGACUUGGACGUGGACAUGGACGUGGACGUGGACGUGGACGUGGACGUGGACGUGGACGUGGACGUGGACGUGGACGUGGACGUGGACGUGGACGUGGACGUGGACCUGGACGUGGACGUGGACGUGGACGUGGACGUGGACGUGGACGUGGACGUGGACCUGGACGUGGACGUGGACGUGGACGUGGACGUGGACGUGGACGUGGACGUGGACGUGGACGUGGACGUGGACGUGGACGUAGACAUGGACGUGGACGUGGACGUGGACCUGGACGUGGACGUGGACGUGGACGUGGACGUGGACGUGGACGUGGACGUGGACAUGGACGUGGACGUGGACGUGGACGUGGACGUGGACGUGGAAGUGGACGUGGACGUGGACGUGGACGUGGACGUGGACGUGGACGUGGACGUGGACAUGGACGAGGACGUGGACGUGGACGUGGACGUGGACAUGGACGUGGACGUGGACGUGGACAUGGUCGUGGACGUGGACGUGGACGUAGACGUGGACGUGGACGUGGACGUGGACGUGGACGUGGAGAUGGACGUGGACAUGGACUUGGACGUGGAGAUGGACUUGGACAUGGACUUGGACGUGGACGUGGACGUGGACGUGGACGUGGACGUGGACGUGGACGUGGAGGUGGACGUGGAGCUGGACGUGGAGAUGGACGUGGACGUGGAGGUGGACGGGGACGGGGACGUGGACGUAGACGUGGACGCGGACGUGGACGCGGACGUGGACGUGGACGUGGACGUGGACGCGGACGUGGACGCGGACGUUGACGUGGACGUGGACGUGGACGUGGACGUGGACGCGGACGUGGACGUGGACGUGGACGCGGACGUGGACGUGGACGUGGACGUGGACGUGGACGUGGACGCGGACGUGGACGUGGACGUGGACGUGGACGUGGACGUGGACGUGGACGGACGUGGACGUGGACGUGGACGUGGACGUGGACGUGGACGUGGACGGACGGACGUGGACGUGGACGUGGACGUGGACAUGGACGUGGACAUGGACGUGGACGUGGACAUGGACGUGGACAUGGACGUGGACGUGGAGGUAGACGUGGACGUGGACGUGGACGUGGACAUGGACGUGGACAUGGACGUGGACAUGGACGUGGACAUGGACGUGGACGUGGACGUGGACGUGGACGUGGACGUGGACGUGGACGUGGACGUGGACGUGGACGUGGACGUGGACGUGGACGUGGACGUGGACGUGGAGGUGGACGUGGACGUGGACGUGGAGGUGGACGUGGAGGUGGACGUGGACGUGGACGUGGACGUGGAGGUAGACGUGGACGUGGACGUGGACGUGGACGUGGACGUGGACCUGGACGUGGACGUGGACGUGGACGUGGACGUGGACAUGGACGUGGACGUGGACGUGGACGUGGACAUGGACGUGGACAUGGACGUGGACGUGGACAUGGACGUGGACGUGGAGGUAGCCGUGGACAUGGACGUGGACAUGGACAUGGACGUGGACGUGGAGGUAGACGUGGAGGUAGACGUGGACAUGGACGUGGACGUGGACGUGGACGUGGACAUGGACGUGCACAUGGACGUGGACAUGGACGUGGACAUGGACGUGGACGUGGACGUGGACGUGAACGUGGACAUGGACGUGAACGUGGACGUGGACAUGGACGUGGACGUGGACAUGGACGUGGACAUGGACGUGGACGUGGAUGAAGACGUGGACGUGGACGUGGACGUGGAAGUGGACGUGGACGUGAACGUGGACGUGAACGUGGACAUGGACGUAGACGUGGACGUGGAGGACUUUGACGUGGACAUGGACGUGGACGUGGACGUGGACGUGGACGUGGACGUGGACGUGAACGUGGACAUGGACGUGGACAUGGACAUGGACGUGGACGUGGACGUGGACGUGGUCAUGGACGUGGACGUGGACGUGGACGUGGACGUGGACGGGGACGUGGACGUGGACGUGGACACGGACGUGGACGUGAACGUGGAGGACUUGGACGUGGAGGACUUGGACGUGGACGUGGACGUGGACGUGGACGUGGACGUGGACAUGGACGUGGACAUGGACGUGGACGUGGACGUGGACGUGGACGUGGUCAUGGACGUGGACGUGGACGUGGACGUGGACGGGGACGUGGACGUGGACGUGGACACGGACGUGGACGUGAACGUGGAGGACUUGGACGUGGAGGACUUGGACGUGGACGUGGACGUGGACGUGGACGUGGACGUGGACGUGGUCGUGGACGUGGAUGUGGACAUGGACGUGGUCGUGGUCGACGUGGACGUGGAGGACGUGGACGUGGACGUGGAGGACGUGGACGUGGACGUGGUCGUGGACGUGGACGUUGACGUGGACGUGGACGUGGAGGACUUGGACGUGGACAUGGACGUGGACGUGGACGUGGACGUGGACGUGGACGUGGACGUGGACGUGGACGUGGACGUGGACGUGGACGUGGACGUGGACGUGGACGUGGACGUGGACCUGGACGUGGACCUGGACGUGGACCAGGACGUGGACGUGGACGUGGACGUGGACGUGGACGUGGACGUGGACGUGGACGUGGACGUGGACGUGGACAUGGACGUAGACUUGGACGUGGACGUGGACGUGGACCUGGACGUGGACGUGGACGUGGACCUGGACGUGGACGUGGACGUGGACGUGGACGUGGACAUGGACGUGGACGUGGACGUGGACAUGGACGUGGAAGUGGACGUGGACGUGGACGUGGACGUGGACGUGGACAUGGACGAGGACGUGGACGUGGACAUGGACGAGGACGUGGACGUGGACGUGGACGUGGACAUGGACGUGGACGUGGACGUGGACAUGGUCGUGGACGUGGACGUGGACGCAGACGUGGACGUGGACGUGGACGUGGACGUGGAGAUGGACGUGGACAUGGACGUGGACGUGGAGAUGGACUUGGACAUGGACUUGGACGUGGACGUGGACGUGGACGUGGACGUGGACGUGGACGUGGACGUGGACGUGGACGUGGACGUGGACGUGGAGAUGGACGUGGAGAUGGACGUGGAGAUGGACGUGGACGGGGACGGGGACGUGGACGCGGACGUGGACGCGGACGUGGACGCGGACGUGGACGCGGACGUGGACGCGGACGUGGACGCGGACGUGGACGCGGACGUGGACGCGGACGUGGACGCGGACGUGGACGUGGACGUGGACGUGGACGUGGACGUGGACGUGGACGUGGACGUGGACGUGGACGUGGACGUGGACAUGGACAUGGACAUAGACAUGGACAUAGACAUGGACGUGGACAUGGACGUGGACAUGGACGUGGACAUGGACGUGGACAUGGACGUGGACGUGGACAUGGGCGUGGACAUAGACAGGGACGUGGACGUGGACGUGGACGUGGACAUGGACGUGGACAUGGACGUGGACGUGGACAUGGACGUGGACAUGGACGUGGACGUGGAGGUAGACGUGGACGUGGACGUGGACGUGGACAUGGACGUGGACAUGGACGUGGACAUGGACGUGGACAUGGACGUGGACGUGGACGUGGACGUGGACGUGGACGUGGACGUGGACGUGGACGUGGACGUGGACGUGGACGUGGACGUGGACGUGUACGUGGACGUGGACGUGGACGUGGAGGUGGACGUGGACGUGGACGUGGACGUGGACGUGGAGGUGGACGUGGACGUGGACGUGGACGUGGAGGUAGACGUGGAGGUGGACGUGGACGUGGACGUGGACGUGGACAUGGACGUGGACGUGGACCUGGACGUGGACGUGGACGUGGACGUGGACAUGGACUUGGACGUGGACGUGGACGUGGACAUGGACGUGGACAUGGACGUGGACGUGGACAUGGACGUGGACGUGGAGGUAGACGUGGACAUGGACGUGGACGUGGACAUGGACGUGGACGUGGAGGUAGACGUGGAGGUAGACGUGGACAUGGACGUGGACGUGGACGUGGACGUGGACAUGGACGUGCACAUGGACGUGGACAUGGACGUGGACAUGGACGUGGACGUGGACGUGGACGUGAACGUGGACAUGGACGUGAACGUGGACGUGGACAUGGACGUGGACGUGGACAUGGACGUGGACAUGGACGUGGACGUGGACGUGGACGAAGACGUGGACGUGGACGUGGACGUGGAAGUGGACGUGGACGUGAACGUGGACGUGAACGUGGACAUGGACGUAGACGUGGACGUGGAGGACUUUGACGUGGACAUGGACGUGGACGUGGACGUGGACGUGGACGUGGACGUGGACGUGGACAUGGACGUGGACAUGGACGUGGACGUGGACGUGGACGUGGACGUGGUCAUGGACGUGGACGUGGACGUGGACGUGGACGGGGACGUGGACGUGGACGUGGACACGGACGUGGACGUGAACGUGGAGGACUUGGACGUGGAGGACUUGGACGUGGACGUGGACGUGGACGUGGACGUGGACGUGGACGUGGACAUGGACGUGGACAUGGACGUGGACGUGGACGUGGACGUGGACGUGGUCAUGGACGUGGACGUGGACGUGGACGUGGACGGGGACGUGGACGUGGACGUGGACACGGACGUGGACGUGAACGUGGAGGACUUGGACGUGGAGGACUUGGACGUGGACGUGGACGUGGACGUGGACGUGGACGUGGACGUGGUCGUGGACGUGGAUGUGGACAUGGACGUGGUCGUGGUCGACGUGGACGUGGAGGACGUGGACGUGGACGUGGAGGACGUAGACGUGGACGUGGUCGUGGACGUGGACGUUGACGUGGACGUGGAGGACUUGGACGUGGACGUGGACGUGGACGUGGACGUGGACGUGGACGUGGACGUGGACGUGGACGUGGACGUGGACGUGGACGUGGACGUGGACGUGGACGUGGACGUGGACGUGGACGUGGACGUGGACCUGGACGUGGACGUGGACGUGGACGUGGACGUGGACGUGGACGUGGACGUGGACGUGGACGUGGACGUGGACAUGGACGUGGACGUGGACGUGGACGUGGACAUGGACGUGGAAGUGGACGUGGACGUGGACGUGGACGUGGACGUGGACAGGGACGAGGACGUGGACGUGGACAUGGACGUGGUCGUGGUCGACGUGGACGUGGAGGACGUGGACGUGGACGUGGAGGACGUAGACGUGGACGUGGUCGUGGACGUGGACGUUGACGUGGACGUGGACGUGGAGGACUUGGACGUGGACAUGGACGUGGACGUGGACGUGGACGUGGACGUGGACGUGGACGUGGACGUGGACGUGGACGUGGACGUGGACGUGGACGUGGACGUGGACGUGGACCUGGACGUGGACCUGGACGUGGACGUGGACGUGGACGUGGACGUGGACGUGGACGUGGACGUGGACGUGGACAUGGACGUGGACGUGGACGUGGACGUGGACAUGGACGUGGAAGUGGACGUGGACGUGGACGUGGACGUAGACGUGGACGUGGACAGGGACGAGGACGUGGACGUGGACAUGGACGAGGACGUGGACGUGGACGUGGACGUGGACAUGGACGUGGACGUGGACGUGGACAUGGUCGUGGACGUGGACGUGGACGUAGACGUGGACGUGGACGUGGACGUGGACGUGGAGAUGGACGUGGACAUGGACGUGGACGUGGAGAUGGACUUGGACAUGGACUUGGACGUGGACGUGGACGUGGACGUGGACGUGGACGUGGACGUGGACGUGGACAUGGACGUGGACGUGGAGGUGGACGUGGAGAUGGACGUGGACGUGGAGGUGGACGUGGACAUGGACGUGGACAUGGACGUGGACGUGGACAUGGACGUGGACGUGGACGUGGACGUGGACGUGGAGAUGGACGUGGACAUGGACGUGGACGUGGACAUGGACGUGGACGUGGACGUGGACGUGGUCAUGGACAUGGACGUGGACAUGGACGUGGACGUGCACAUGGACGUGGACGUGGACGUGGACGUACACGUGGACGUGCACGUGGACGUGGACGUGCACAUGGACGUGAACGUGGACGUGGACAUGGACGUGGACAUGGACGUGGCCAUGGACGUGGACGUGGCCGUGGACGUGGCCGUGGACGUGGACGUGGACGUGGACGUGGACUUGGACAUGGACGUGGACAUGGACGUGGACGUGGACGUGGACGUGGACGUGGACGUGGACGUGGACAUUGUCGUGGACGUGGACGUGGACGUGGAUGUGGACAUUGUCGUGGACGUGGACGUGGACGUGGACGUGGUCAUGGACAUGGACGUGGACAUGGACGUGGACGUGUACAUGGACAUGGACGUGGACGUGGACGUGGACGUGGACGUGGACAUGGACGUGGACGUGGAUGUGGACGUGGACAUGGACGUAGACGAGGACGUGGACGUGGACGUGGACGUGGCCGUGGACGUAGACGUGGACGUGGACGUGGCCGUGGACGUGGACAUGGACGUGGACAUGGAGGUGGACGUGGACGUGGACAUGGAGGUGGACGUGGAGGUGGAGGUGGACGUGGAGGUGGAGGUGGACGUGGACGUGGACGUGGACGUGGACAUGGUCGUGGACGUGGACGUGGACGUGGACAUGGUCGUGGUCGUGGACGUGGACGUGGACGUGCACGUGGUCGUGGACGUGGACGUGGACGUCGACAUGGACGUGGACGUGGACGUGGACGUGGACAUGGACGUGGACGUGGACGUGGACAUGGACGUGCACGUGGACGUGGACGUGGACGUGGACGUUGACAUGGACGUGGACGUGGAGGUGGACGUGGACGUGAACGUGGACGUGGACGUGGACGUGGACAUGGACGUGGACGUGGACGUGGACAGGGACGUGGACGUGGACGUGAACUUGGACGUGGACAUGGUCGUGGACAUGGACGUGGACAUGGACGUGGACGUAGACGUGGACGUGGACUUGGACGUGGACGUGGAGGUGGACGUGGACGUGGACGUGGACGUGGACGUGGACGUGGUCGUGGACGUGGACGUGGACGUGGUUGUAGACGUGGACGUGGACUUGGACGUGGACGUGGACGUGGACGUGGACGUGGACAUGGACGUGGACGUGGACAUGGACGUGGACGUGAACGUGGACAUGGUCGUGGACAUGGACGUGGACGUGGACGUGGACAUGGACGUGGACGUGGACAUGGACAUGGACGUGGACGUGGACGUGGACGUGAACGUGGACGUGGACAUGGUCGUGGACGUGGACGUGGACUUGGACGUGGACGUGGACGUGGACGUGGACGAGGACGUAGACGUGGACGUGGACGUGGACGUGGAGGACGUGGACGUGGACGUGGACAUGGACGAGGACGUGGACGUGGACGUGGACGUGGUCGAGGAGCAUGUCUGGUCCAAGGGCUUGCGCGAUCCAGGAGCUUGCGUGGUCCAGGAGCUUGCUUGGUCCAGGAGCUUGCCUGGUCCAGGAGCUUGCCUUGUCUAG